CAAUUUUGCAUCAAAUCACAAUGUGAUAUCCCACCACCUCAUGUUCCAGUUGUAUUUGGUUCGUCUGUUCUCCAAGCGAUCAAUGCUUGGCAAUAAUGUCGAUAAUUUCCCUUGGAUUAAAUCGAUCGAUUUGGGUGUUUUAAUUCAUGCAAUCACAUCAAAUUAUAUGACUUCUAUUGUAGGAUUUCAGUUAUCUUAGAAUAAGAAUUCGCUAUUCACAGAAUACAUUGAAUCACAGCCGUUCACUUGCCAAUCAUGAACAGCGGGAUCAUGCGUCGGACAGGAAGUUCGGAGUUGCACGUCUCCCUCACCAUCGUAGGAGUGGGUCCAGCUGGGGCCCUGUCGCCGUGUCCUUUGCCAAAGAAGGUGGGUGAAACGGUAGGGAGGCAAUUGUUCGUCGGUAAUAACCACGAGCCGGUGGCCAACCGGCCUAUUGACCGGCAAUAUCCGGUAAACAGCCGUUGGGAUUCAAAAUGGCGAAGCGGAAGAAUGGCUACUGCAAACGGACGGUGAUGAUCUAGUCCCGAUAGUCGUACUCGGGCUCUGGCCCGUCGGAUCGCCCGAUGGUGGCUCGAAGUUUAAACGUAGGGUUCGAAGCCGCUCGCAUACGCUACAAAGAAGAAAGAAAAGAACCCAAGAACGCUAUAAAACAAAUCUCUCUCUCUCUGGCAAUUUGAAAGAGGAAGCUGGUGGACAUCUGAAUCAGGUGCGUUAUAGCUUCAUCGAGUCGUCGACUUUUCGAUUAUAAUAGUUUCUUUUCGGAGCGGCCGUUCUUGAUAAGGGUUUCGGUUCGGGCACGAGCUCGUUGUGGAUUUUGAUCGCUUCUUGAUGGAGAUUGUGGAAUCUCGAUUUUUGGAUGGGAGAUCGGGAAUCGGUACUUUGUGGUUCGGUGCUUGCGAUGGAGAGGUUGACUGUCGGAAGAGGUUAAGGUUCUAGACGAUUAGGCUUCUGAUAAGUUGUUGUCUCGCUUCCUUGCGAAUUUUUGGAACGGGGUUAUUGAUGGGUGAUUUCGAAUUCGUUAGCUCAACACACCACUGGCUUGUCAAUUUGAAAAUAUAAUCGGGUGUUCGUAAUUAAAUUGCUAAAAUUGUUCUUGUCGUCAUCUAUUGAGUGAACGUUCUUGAAGUUAUUACUCUUGAGAUUGGAAUUUUACAAUUGAAUCUGAAUACUCAAGAUAAUUUUCCCCUGUUUUCUCUGACAAGAACAGUUGGUUUUCAUUUGGUUUAUUAACGUUCUUUCUCCAUUGCUUUUGCAGUUUAUGGUUUUUCCUUUUCUUUACGAAUCUCUUUUCAGAGUCUUGGGUGCUUGAUGAUGCUUUGCAAGUUGUUCCUGAAUCAGUGCUUAUCGAUUUGGGAUUGGAACAUAAGUCUUCGUUCAUCAUUCGGUAAAAAUGACAAGUGACAAUGGAAAAAGUGCUCCGAAAGGCGAAGCUGUUACUUCCAGGGCUGCUCACGGAGCAAGUGGCGACGAAUUUCUGAGGCAACGAUCCUUAAAUGGGUAGUAACUCUGAUGUUCACUGCUUCUUUGAUUUCAACUCUUUUUUCUUUAUGAUCAUGGCAUUUGGAAUCUUAUGCUUGAAUAAGAGUAUUUCAAUUAGACUCGUUGUUGAAGCUACAUCUGAACGAAUCAAUGUCGAAAAGUUAUUGUCUGAAUUGAAACAUGCGAAAGCAAAUCUGAUGUAUUACUCUAUAAAUCAACUGUAGGAGGAUCACUGGUCCAACACGCCGCUCAACCAAAGGACAGUGGACGGCUGAGGAGUUGCUGCAAUAAUGAGCACAGUGACCGGCCGGCGACGGAGAUCGGAGACCGGACGUCGGAGUCGGGGAGGACGAGAAGCUUUGGUCGGAUUUGGGUAGAGAGUGUUCUUCUCCCUCACGACUUCACCCUCACCCCUUUUGCUGCCCUUCCCCAAAGCUCCAUAGGAGCGAGGGACUCUUUCACCCUGUCUCGCUUCUUCUCCUCAAAGCUCCAUUUAUAGGAGCGAGGGAAGGAGGAUGGCGUGCAGCACGCGGCGGCGGGCGAUUGCGGGCGACUGCGGCGCUGGCCGCGGGCAACAGCGUGCGCUGCGGCUGCAGUCGGCGCUGGCCACGCUGGUGAGGGCGCUGCUGGCGGCGGCGCGGUGAGCGGCGAGCGGCUGCAGAUUGGGGCCCCCGCGAUGAGGAGCGCGGUGAGAAACCCUCGGGUGAUGAGGGCGCUGCGACCGGAGACAUGCGGGGGCCACAGUGGGGGCCGAUGAGGAGUUGCGUCGGUCAACUUCGCUAAUUUAUUCGCCCAAAUGGGACUCGAUUUUUAGAUGCCAUAUUGUACAGAGCUGUUCAGAGUUUCAAAGGCAAACACUGGAAAAAGAUAGCUGAAUGUUUUCCAGACCGGACUGACGUUCAAUGCCUACAUAGGUGGCAAAAGGUUUUAAAUCCAGAACUUGUGAAAGGGCCAUGGUCAAAAGAGGAAGAUGAAAUCAUAAUCGACAUGGUAAAAAAGUUUGGACCAAAAAAGUGGUCAGCCAUUGCACAAGCAUUACCUGGGCGCAUUGGGAAGCAGUGCAGGGAAAGGUGGCAUAAUCAUCUUAAUCCUGCCAUAAAUAAGGAGCCAUGGACUCAAGAAGAGGAAAUAGCACUGAUUCAUGCUCAUCAAAUUUAUGGAAACAAAUGGGCAGAGUUGACAAAAUUUUUACCAGGCAGGACAGACAAUGCAAUAAAGAACCACUGGAACAGCUCAGUAAAGAAGAAAAUAAAUUUGUACCUAGCAUCAGGACUUCUUUCAGAGUUUCAAGGCCUUCCUCAUGCUAAAAGUCCUGCUCAGGUAGUCAAUAGACAAAAUGGAAGUGCUAAUGGUUUAAAGGACAGGCUAGAGGUUGAGGAUUCAACAGAAUGCAGCCAAACUUCAACAGCCAAUGUUGGUUGCUCUCAGUCUGAUGAAAAUGAAAAACUGGCCAAUGCGGCUUCAGUGGAUGAUGCCAUGAAUCUAGAUGGGGAUAUUAGUAGAAAAGAUAUUCAGGAUUCUCAUUUGUCAAUAUGCAUGAAUGACUAUUAUGCCUAUAUGGAGGAUUUUGCACGUGCUGUUCCCGAAGAACAAUCUAAAGUUUCUGCAUCUGCAAACUUACUACUAACUGAGGAGGUAUCUGAAAAAAUUGCUGAGCAAGCAAGCAAGUAUGAUUUGCCUAAUAAUUCUACAGUAGAGAUUUCCCAGAAAUCACCGGGGUUAACGGAAGCAUCGGAGUACCAUAGUGUCUGUAGAACAAAUAACGAAAAUGGAUCUGUUUCAUGUUCAAAAUUUUCAGAUCUUAAAUUUCCAAAUUUUGUGUCAGAUAAUGAUUCAGCAUAUGAGAAACAGAGUGAUCUUUUGGUAUGUGAAACUGGUUGCUUCAGCAACUAUCUUUCUGGGUUAGAUGUUCUUCAAGGAGGUAUCGAAGAAUGUCCUAUUGAAUUUGAUGAUUCAAGCUUUGGGAAUUUGGAUUAUUACUCUGGUACAAUUUGCCAAAACUCCUUUAGUUCUGAGGCUUGUAAAAGUCUCACUUCAUGUCCAAAUCCUGUCAGCUCAUCAGGUAUGCUUGGAAUUUCCUAUGAUGACAAUUUGGUGGCCGUACUUCCUCAUUCAUGUGGUAGUGAUGGAAGAUUAUACAGAAAUUCUACUCUUGAAACUAGAGAUAUUUCUGUUGAAGCUCAUGAUUCAGAUGUCAUUAUAUGUUCAUAUGAUGGCAUUGCUUAUUCCAGUUGCUCUUCUCUUUGUCCCAGUGAUAGCAGUAAAUCUAAAUUUUUUCUCCCAGAAGAUAAGAGACAGGAAAUUGGGGCUCCAAAACAAACAAACACAGUGAUGAUGGUUUCUGCUACUCCAAACACCAAUCACAAGGCUAUGUCAUCAGAUGAAAAUCUAUCUGUGCAGUCUGCAGACUUGUCAGAUUCUGGAGCUCUGUUUUAUGAACCUCCAUGUUUUCCAAGCUUAGAGAUUCCAUUUAUCAGCUGUGACCUCAUAUCCUCUGGAGAUCCUCAGCAGGCAUAUAGUCCCCUUGGGAUUCGUCAACUGAUGAUGUCCUCUGUGAAUUGUUCUAAACCGUAUAGUCUGUGGGAUUCACCUUCUCAUGAUGAGUCGCCUAAUGCUCAUUUAAAAGGUGCUGUCAAAAGUUUCAUGUAUACACCAUCAAUUUUGAAGAAACGUCAACGUGAAAUGUCAUCACCUAUACCAGAACAGAGAACUGACAAGAAACCUGGUAAAGAUAUGGCUCGUGUGUCAUUAUGCUCAUCCCCUGUAAAUGAUGCUGAGAAUUCUUUCAUGGUUAAUGUGAACGAUGAAAUCAUUUUUAAUGAAAUUCCUCCAGGUUAUGCUGAGGGAGGAUUUAGUAAUCCUUCAGAUAAGCAGCAUAAGGUACCUGUUCUUGGGGAUGAAGACAAAGAAAAUCUAUGCCAAUCGUCUUGUUAUGCAACAGCUGGAAAUGUUGUUAUGGAAGCAAAGACCCCAGCUAACUCAUAUGGUAAAAUGUCAUCCUUUACAUCAGCUACUAGUGCAGCAAGCAAAGUUGAUACUGGUGCUUCAAAAUGGAGACCACCUCGGAUUCUCGUCGAAUGCAAUGCUAAUAACAAAGUAUUCUUUUCUCCACGUGGCACCAGAUAUCCUACGAAUGGGUCAGUAAACGUUGGUGCUAAAGCUUUGAAAGUUCACACUCUCAGGAGCUCAGAGAAUGCAUCAAAUUUUGGUCAAUUAGAUGAUUGUGCUGAAUCUCUUUUUGAUGUCUCUGCCUUCUUUUCUCCUAGAGUCGGUGAAAAUAAGGACUCACAUUGUGUCUCUAUUAUAUCAGUACAAUCUGAUCCAUCAACACAUCCUUCUUUUGCGGUUGAAAAAUGCAGUUCAACAGUUGAUGAUGACAUUAGACACUUAAACAUUUUUGUUGAUACCCCUGGUGUUAAAAGGGGAAUUGAAUCUCCUUCGGCAUGGAAGUCACCCUGGUUUGUGAACUCUCUCCUUCCAGUACAUGGAAUUGGCACUGAUACAGCAUUUGAGGACAUGGGAUAUUUAAUGAGCCCUGGCGAUCAAAGUUAUGAUGCCAUUGGGCUGAUGAGGCAGUUAAGUGAGCACACUGCUGCUGCAGUUGCAGAGGCCCAAGAGGUACUGAUAAGUGAAAGCCCCGUCAGAGCAUGCAAUGAACCACAAUCUGACAACAAGAAAUUCUCAGAUGAAAAUGCUGAUCCUGCUGACAAAGAGCUGGGAAAUUAUCAUAUGCCAUCAAAAAUCAUGACGGAGGCUCGAGUUCUUGAUUUUAGUGGAUGUGGCACACCUGUCAACAAGAGAUCAGAAAAUGUGAAAGCAGGUAACACAGAGACACCCAUAAGCUUGUCAAGCCAGUCCUCGUAUCUUAUGAAGGUUUGCAGAUAGAAGCUACCAGGCAUCACAGUAAAAAAGUUUGCUUCUUUGCCAUCUUAAUAUGUAAAUGCCCCUCGCUGUGAUUGCUUUCCUGAUUUAUUUUAUCUCAGUUUCUUCUUUUAGGUAUAUUCAUUUUUAUGGAUUGUCAAUUUUAAUUGCAACCGAAGAAUGUCAGUGAAUAUAAAUCCAAUACAAUCAGUCCAUCGAGUCAUGUCAUUUUGAAUUGCGUAAGUUUGUAUGUAUUUUUUCCUCU
Musa acuminata AAA Group (dessert banana) is the source of this 5605-nucleotide messenger RNA. Its product is annotated as transcription factor MYB3R-1-like. Bases 2467 to 5364 code for a protein of 965 amino acids. NCBI's taxonomy places the organism in Eukaryota, Viridiplantae, Streptophyta, Magnoliopsida, Zingiberales, Musaceae. The record is from RefSeq and is a predicted model, not a curated record. The transcript is spliced from 11 exons. Gene Ontology annotation, biological process: regulation of DNA-templated transcription. Gene Ontology annotation, molecular function: RNA polymerase II cis-regulatory region sequence-specific DNA binding; DNA-binding transcription factor activity, RNA polymerase II-specific. Gene Ontology annotation, cellular component: nucleus.